CAGAGGGGGCGUCGAUGCGGGAUAUCCGAGCGAGGCUCGGGGGCCCUUCGCGCUGACGCGUGUUCGUGUGAAUGCGGGCAAAGCAGGUUUCCGAUGCAGCGGGCGGUGGCUGUCCUCGGCGGAGGGGUGAGCGGCCUGGCAGCCUGCUUCUACCUGGCCCGGAGCUCACAGGUGCCCAAGGUAAUCCUUUUAGAAGGUGGCAACCACCUGGGCGGCUGGAUCCGUUCCACACGCACAGAGAAUGGGGCAACUUUUGAACAUGGGCCCAGAGGGAUCCGGCCUGCCGGGGCCGUGGGAAGGAACACGCUUCUUAUGAUAUCUGACCUUGGGCUGGAAGGCAGCAUCCUUCCCGUACCGGGUGACCAUCCGGCCUCCAAGAAUCGCUACCUCUAUGUUGGUGGGAUGCUACACAAACUCCCUUCAGGUAUCGGCAGCAUCCUCCGGACGGUGUCUCCGUUCACCCGUCCUCUGCUCUGGAGCGGGCUGAAAGAACUCACAGCCCCACGGGGCUCUGGGGCGGACGAGACCAUCCACGCCUUCGUGAGCCGCCGCUUUGGCCAAGAGCUGGCCGACGUUGCCGUCGACAGCCUGUGCCGGGGGGUGUUUGCCGGAGACUGCCGGGCACUGAGCAUCCGCUCCUGCUUCCCAGCGCUGUUCCAGGCUGAGCGGACGCACCGUUCAGUCAUCUUGGGCAUGGUCUUGGGUGGAGGGAAGAGUGACCCUGUGAGUUCUCCGCUGGUCCGCCGGGCCCGGCAGGAGCGGUGGAGCCAGUGGUCCCUGCGCGAUGGCAUGCAGUCCCUCCCCGAAGCCUUGGCGGACUUCCUGAAGCGGCGCGGAGUGGAGAUCCGCCUCAACUCCCCCGUGAGGCGGCUGCAGAGAACGGCUUCCGGCUCCUGGGAGAUAGUGCUAGCAGAUGGCAGUGUGAAGGCAGAUCAUAUCAUCAGCGCUCUGCCAGCCAAAGUUCUCGCCGCGGCGCUUCCCAGCUGGGCCGAACCGCUGGCCCGGGAGCUGCAGGCCAUCACGGCGGUUUCUGUCGGGGUGGUGAACCUGCAAUACGAAAAUGUGACGCUUCCCGUCACGGGAUUUGGGCACUUGGUGCCUUCUUUUGAAGACCGUUCGCUCCUUGGUAUCGUUUACGACUCGGUCGCCUUUCCUGAACAGAACGGACGCAACAGGAUGGCCACUCGCCUGACGGUGAUGCUAGGGGGUGCAUGGUUCACGCCAGGUUUCGGGGAUCCAGACGAAGUCUCCCAUGCAGCCUUGCUGAGCCGAGCCCAGACCGCUGUCCGGGAGCACCUGGGGAUCGUGGCCCAGCCCUCUCACACCAUCGUCAAGGUGCAGAAGGCUUGCAUCCCGCAGUAUACCCUCGGCCACUGGAAACACGUGGAGAACGCAGAGGCAUUCCUGGAGCGAGAGCAGCUGCCCCUGAGCCUGGUCGGGGCGUCCUACAGGGGCGUCUCCGUCAACGACUGCAUCUCCAGCAGCCAGCGAAGACGCUCCGCUUCGACCAGGUGGCUUGCAAGAAGGGGGUGCUGGGGAGCCGGACGCCAGAAGUACAUCGUGCUCCACUGUCGAGAAAGGCCCGAGCAGUGUUGGACUCAAGGGACGUCCUCCGGAGACCUGGAGCAGGGCAGCAAGGCUAAGGCGGGGAAGUGCAAUUCCCAUCACUUCUUUCUUAAGGUCAAGCAUGCCAGCCAGGAAGAAAACAGCCAGGCCUUUCCUGUCUGGAGCACGAGGCAAGCUGUAAACUGAAUCUGAGAAGCUGUCCUUUGACAUAUCACCUUGGGAAAGUUCUUCGGUGGCCUUAAGUUUUUAAAGUAUGUGCUUUAAUUGAGUACGAUUUUUAAAAAAGCAGAUGCAACGUCAUUCACUAAAGCAUUAUAACAUUAAAAUCCAACUUUUCCUCCAAGAAGCCAAAGUGGGGACAUAGACCAGCCUUCUCCCAAUUCUCCUUUUUAUCGUCACAGCAGUCCUGGAGAUCUGGCCCCGAGUCGCCCCGUGAGUUAUGGGGCCAAGGGGAGGCUGGAAGCUGGGGCUUCUGAGCCCCAGACCAAGUCCAGAGGCAGCGAGCACCAUCUUCUUGGCAGAAAAGUCGGAAACAAAUGAAUAACCAAGCCAGAUGAAUAGCUAAAUGAAACAAGCUUUACAGACUAUCUACUGCUGUGAUUCUACGCCGUCUGGUACGAUCAGGAAAGGUCCCAAGCCCUUCCGUAUUCCAGACCUGCACUCACCGCCCCAUCAACCCCCUCUUGCUGUUUGACCCCCGGAGAACCCCUUCCCGUCACCCUUCGCACACAGCUUGGACUCACGAAGGAAA
Molecule: messenger RNA, 2317 nt
Organism: Varanus komodoensis (Komodo dragon)
Lineage: Eukaryota; Metazoa; Chordata; Lepidosauria; Squamata; Varanidae
Gene: PPOX
Product: protoporphyrinogen oxidase
Exons: 16
Coding region: 94-1752 (552 amino acids)
Biological process (GO): heme biosynthetic process
Cellular component (GO): mitochondrial inner membrane
Molecular function (GO): protoporphyrinogen oxidase activity, oxygen as acceptor
Source: RefSeq, a predicted model, not a curated record